AUUUCUUCAGAUAUGUUUCUUCAGGAGUUUACUUAGGGAUUCCCUCAGGAAUUCCUCCAGGAAUUCUUCCAAGCAACACACAUGUCACUGAAGAGUCACGACAACGUAUGUUUUGGUUGCACGGAAUUUAUAGUCACAUACUUCACAUAAGUGUUUCCAACUUUACUCACAGGACAUUUGUUCCACCGAUGCUGAUCGUCUCCCUACCAACUCUGUUGAUCACAUCGGCGGUCAUCCGCCUUUCCCUAGCCGGAACGGGACAACUCAUAACCCGGAUGGGUUUACCGGUUGAGAAGCAUCGCGCAGUGACUUCCGAUGGAUACGUCCUCACAAUGUUCCGCAUUCCUGCAAACGUGUCCGGCGCUCCAGUAGCGUUCCUCCAGCAUGGUAUCAUAGCCUCGUCUGCGGAUUGGGUAAUUCUGGGUCCCGGGAAAUCCCUAGCCCACUCUCUGGUCACCGCAGGCUACGACGUUUGGAUGGGAAACGUCCGCGGCAACGUCAAUUCGCGGAAGCACAUUUCACUGGAUCCAGCGAAGCCGGAGUUCUGGGACUUCAGCUGGCACGAAAUUGGCCUUUACGAUCUCCCGGCCAUGAUAGACUAUGUGCUGAAGAAGACCGAUCAGCAAUCCCUUCACUACGUGGGACAUUCCCAGGGUACAACGGCAUUCUUCGUGAUGGCAUCACUGAAACCGGAGUACAACUCCAAGAUCCUGUCAAUGCAGGCGUUGGCUCCUGUUGCAUUCAUGGGUCAAAUGAAGUCCCCGUUCAUACGAGCGGUAGCUCCGAUUUCCACCCAGCUUGAGUGGACGAUGCGCAUGUUGGGUGUCAACGAGUUCCUGCCCAGCCACAAGAUGAUGAUAGCCGGCGGUCAGAAGGCGUGCGAAGAUUCGUCGGCCCUUCAGGAAGUCUGCGUCAAUGUGAUCUUCCUGAUCUGCGGGUACGAUACGGCUCAGCUGAAUCGCACCUUGCUUCCGGUCAUUGUGCAGCAUACUCCGGCCGGGGCUUCCGUGAAACAGCUGGCGCACUACGCCCAAGGGAUCAACAGCGGGCGUUUCCGGCAGUUCGACCAUGGCGUGCUGGGCAAUGUGAUGAAUUACGGAUCCGCUACGCCACCGAGCUAUCCGCUGAAGAAGAUCACGGCACCGGUAUUUCUCCAUUACGGGGAUAAUGAUUGGUUGGCGGCGGUACCGGAUGUUCAACUACUUCACCGGCAGCUCGGCAAUACGGCCAGGUUGCUUCGGGUGCCGGAAAAGCAGUGGAACCAUUUAGAUUUCAUUUACGCUACCGGAGCGAAGAGUUUGCUGUAUAAUAGGGUUAUCGAUUUGAUGGAUCGGUAUGGGAAGACAGUUUCGGAGAAAUAUACGAAUGGUGAAGAAUGAUAAAUUGUGAUGUUUAACGCCUUUCUAGGUUUUGAAAGAACCAAGACCAAGAAGCGCGACGACCCUUCUUGAAGAGAAAGAUCAACAAGAGAAAUCAUCAAGUCAUCUCUCUGGAAUUUCAAGUAGAUACAUUUUCAGUAAUUGAUGUAAAGAUUUUUGCAUAAGUUUAAUCAGAAGAUCCUCCAGAGGUCCACUGGUUUUUGCGGGAAAUUCUCCAGGAGUUCCAUCAGGUAUUCCUUUAUGAAAUUUCCCUAAAAUACCUCUAGAGAAACUAUUUGACAUUUCUCAAGAGAUUCUUGUACGAACUCCUCCCAGCAGUUUCUCCAGGUAUCGCUAUAGAAAAUUUUCGUGAGAUUGAAUCAGGAAAUCUUUCAGAUAUUCCCCCUCCACAGAUUUCUUCAGGAAUUCUUCAACGAAUUUCCCUUGGAAUUCAUGUAGGAAUUACUCCUGACACUCAUCCAGGAUUUUUCCCCAAUGAUUUCUUCAAGAAUACCUCUAGAUCAUGGUUUCCCAAACUGUGGGUCGCGACCCCCAGGGGGGGUCGUCGGCCUUCAUCCAGGGAGUGGCAAGGGACAGUCGAAUAUUUUACCACAG
Molecule: messenger RNA, 1973 nt
Organism: Aedes albopictus (Asian tiger mosquito)
Lineage: Eukaryota; Metazoa; Arthropoda; Insecta; Diptera; Culicidae
Product: lipase 3-like
Exons: 2
Coding region: 108-1379 (423 amino acids)
Biological process (GO): lipid metabolic process
Molecular function (GO): hydrolase activity, acting on ester bonds
Source: RefSeq, a predicted model, not a curated record